AUGGCCGAGCUGGGCAGCAAGGGGGUCACCGCUGGGAAGAUCGCCAGCAACGUGCAGAAGAAGCUGACCCGCGCGCAGGAGAAGGUCCUGCAGAAGCUUGGGAAAGCAGAUGAAACAAAAGAUGAACAGUUCGAACAGUGUGUGCAGAACUUCAACAAACAGCUGUCUGAAGGCACGAGGCUGCAGAAAGACCUCCGAACUUACUUGGCUUCCGUAAAAGCAAUGCAUGAGGCCUCCAAGAAGCUGACAGAGUGUUUGCAGGAAGUUUAUGAGCCGGAUUGGCCUGGGAGAGAUGACACAAAUAAAAUAGCAGAGAACAAUGAUCUCCUCUGGACAGAUUUCCAUCAGAAGCUGGUAGAUCAGGCACUUUUGACCAUGGAUACAUACCUUGGCCAGUUUCCAGAUAUUAAAUCUCGUAUAGCAAAGCGAGGAAGGAAGCUUGUGGAUUACGACAGUGCCAGACACCACUUUGAAGCCCUGCAAACCGCAAAGAAGAAGGAUGAAACUAAAAUUGCAAAGCCUGUUUCGCUGCUUGAGAAAGCCGCUCCUCAGUGGUGUCAAGGGAAGCUACAAGCUCACCUCGUUGCGCAAACUAAUCUGCUCCGAAAUCAGGCUGAAGAAGAGUUAGUAAAGGCUCAGAAGGUGUUUGAAGAGAUGAACGUUGAUCUGCAGGAGGAGCUGCCUUCACUAUGGAAUAGUCGUGUUGGUUUCUACGUCAACACAUUCCAGAGUAUAGCAGGCCUAGAAGAGAACUUCCACAAAGAAAUGAGCAAGUUGAACCAAAACCUCCAUGAUGUCCUGCUGGGUCUAGACAAGCAGUACUCAGGCAAUGCCUUCCCUGUUAAAGCACAGCCCAGUGACAGCACCCCAGCGAAAGCAAAUAAAAGCCCCUCACCUCCACCAGAUGGAUCUCCCAUCACCAGCCCUGAGACCAAGACUGUCAACCAUGAGCUGGAACCGUCCACUUUGGAAACACCUGGGGCAAGCAUCCCGAAGUCACCAUCUCAGUUGAGGAAAGGGCCUCCGGUGCCUCCGCCUCCAAAAGUCACCCCCUCCAAGGAGAUCAAGCAGGAGAACAUCAUCAGUCUGUUUGAUGACAAUUUUGUCCCUGAGAUAAGUGUGACAACCCCUUCGCAGUUUGAUGCCCCUGGGCCCUUCCAGGAGGGAGCCAGCCUGUUGGAUCUGGAUUUUGAUCCCAUUAAACCAGAUGCCACUGUGGGGAAGAACCCCACGCCCGCCUCCCAGUCUUUACCUUGGGAUUUAUGGGAGCCUGCAGAAGCAGCCCAUGCAGGAGCUGAAGCAGCUGGUUCAGAAGCAGCAGCUGGAGCUGAAGGAUCUAAAACUGAAGCUGAUUCAGGAUCUAACUCUCUGCCUGCUGUUGUUGUGGAAACUUUCCCUGCUACUGUCAAUGGCACUGUGGAAGGAGGCACUUCAUCUGAAAGAGCUGACAUGCCCCCAGGAUUCCUGUUCAAGGUUCAAGCUAUGCAUGAUUACACGGCCACUGACAGUGAUGAGCUGCAGCUGAAGGCUGGGGAUGUGGUGCUUGUGAUUCCAUUUGAGAACCCUGAGGAGCAGGAUGAAGGAUGGCUGAUGGGCGUGAAGGAGUCUGACUGGAUCCAGCAUAAGGAACUUGACCAAUGCCGAGGGGUUUUCCCUGAGAAUUUCACUGAGCGGGUGCAGUGA
Molecule: messenger RNA, 1683 nt
Organism: Indicator indicator
Lineage: Eukaryota; Metazoa; Chordata; Aves; Piciformes; Indicatoridae
Gene: BIN1
Product: bridging integrator 1
Exons: 18
Coding region: 1-1683 (560 amino acids)
Biological process (GO): regulation of endocytosis
Cellular component (GO): synaptic vesicle; cytoplasm; plasma membrane
Molecular function (GO): phospholipid binding; tau protein binding
Source: RefSeq, a predicted model, not a curated record